This is a messenger RNA of Symbiodinium sp. CCMP2456, 405 nucleotides long. The record is from the annotation of a GenBank genome assembly. Lineage: Eukaryota; Dinophyceae; Suessiales; Symbiodiniaceae.
GCACUCAGCCCACUCCAAUCCGAUGAGGUGCAGGAUGCCGGAACCGCACUCCUUCACGAGGCUGAGGAGCUGGCAGCUGCAGCGUGCCGGGGUGACCCGGCGCCCGGCCUGGCAGUAUCGGCCCGGGAGGGUUGUUGCGUGGCCUUCUGGACCCGGACCCCCAGCACUGGCUCCGUGGAUGCUGCUUCCUGGCACGGCGGCGCGGCCGUGCGUGGCGAAGGGAAGGGGAAGUGGACCCUUCAGAAGUUCAGGGAGGCGCCCGAAAGACGAGAGUGCUGCGCUGAGGCCUUUGCCCGAAGCCAUGGAACUCUCUGCUUGCCCAAUACAUCUGCCGGAGUCCGCUUCGUCGAAGGCGACCCGGCUUUGCCGCCUCCGGCGCCAAAGCGAACCGGGCGUGCCGAUGUC